CAAAAUGAAUCCUUUUGGCAUUCAAGAAUAUCCCGAUUACCCAAUAUCUGGGGCAAUGCGAUACGAAUUUUCACCCUACGAGUCAAAUGGCGGUUCGAUUGUUGGCAUUGCCGGUGACGACUUCGCAGUGAUUGCCGGAGACACGCGUCUGAGCAGCGGCUAUAACAUCCAUUCCAGCACUCAAAGCAAACUAUUCCAGCUUGCGCCGCUGACAGUGCUUGCCUCCACGGGCUGCUGGUGCGACACCCUGUCGCUGAUAGGCCUGAUGAAGGUGCGCUUGCAGAUGUACGAGAACACCCACCUGAAGGUCAUGACCACCGAUGCAGUGGCCCAAUUGCUCUCCAUUACCAUGUACAACCGUCGCUUCUUUCCCUACUAUGUGAGCAACAUAUUGGCCGGCAUCGACAAGGAGGGCAAGGGCGUCAUCUACUCCUAUGACCCCAUCGGUCACUGCGAGCGCACGACCUAUCGAGCUGGCGGCACGGCCGGACCUUUGUUGCAGCCCGUGCUGGACAGUCAGAUUGGCUUCAAAAAUAUGGAUUCGACUGAGACCCAGAUGCCGAAACUAACGAAGGAGCGAGCUGUGAGCAUCGCCUCCGACACUUUCAUAUCGGCCACUGAGCGCGACAUCUACACUGGCGACUCCGUGCUGAUCAACAUUAUUACCAAGGAUGGUGUUGAGGUCAAGCAAAUGAAAUUGCGCAAGGACUAGUUGCCUGCAUAAUUUUUUGCUUAUUUAUAAAUAGAAUAAAACUCGGUUCUUCAUUGAAUGCUUGAUUUAA
Molecule: messenger RNA, 782 nt
Organism: Scaptodrosophila lebanonensis
Lineage: Eukaryota; Metazoa; Arthropoda; Insecta; Diptera; Drosophilidae
Product: proteasome subunit beta type-1-like
Exons: 2
Coding region: 5-712 (235 amino acids)
Cellular component (GO): proteasome core complex
Source: RefSeq, a predicted model, not a curated record